AUGGGCUUCCCGCCGCAGUCCCCUUUCCCCGCCCAGCACGAGCGCCUCCUCCUCGAGCUGCUUCCCCUCAAGAACAGCGAUGCCUUCCGCAACUGGAUCACCAGCCCCCUCGUCCAGGGCUCGUGGCGCGAGUUCUGCCACGACUUCCUGGCGCGCAACCAGUCGACCCCUGAGGCGGACAAGGAUCUCGUCGCCAAGCAGGCCACGGAUGCCAUCCGCUCUAGGACGGCCAAGUAUGUCGCCUACCACCCGGCCAAGAACGGUUGGACGGCUGAGGACCACCAUAUUCGGUUUAUCGUGACCGUCGUCGAGGACAACCGCCUCAACGGUGGGAUCUGGACCGAUGUGGACCGGCACAGUAAACAACUUGCGAUGGCGAGGGCUGUGUAUGAGGUGCUGGGCUAUCUGAGGGUGAUGGCGGCUGUUGGGAUGGAUACAAGUCCACCGUCUUACGAUGCUUGA
This is a messenger RNA of Cryphonectria parasitica EP155, 462 nucleotides long. RefSeq lists its product as uncharacterized. Bases 1 to 462 code for a protein of 153 amino acids. NCBI's taxonomy places the organism in Eukaryota, Fungi, Ascomycota, Sordariomycetes, Diaporthales, Cryphonectriaceae. The transcript has a single exon. The record is from RefSeq and is a predicted model, not a curated record.